Molecule: messenger RNA, 4577 nt
Organism: Drosophila biarmipes
Lineage: Eukaryota; Metazoa; Arthropoda; Insecta; Diptera; Drosophilidae
Gene: Gyc88E
Product: soluble guanylate cyclase 88E
Exons: 14
Coding region: 382-3690 (1102 amino acids)
Biological process (GO): nitric oxide-cGMP-mediated signaling; response to oxygen levels; cGMP biosynthetic process
Cellular component (GO): guanylate cyclase complex, soluble
Molecular function (GO): guanylate cyclase activity; heme binding; oxygen sensor activity
Source: RefSeq, a predicted model, not a curated record
GUCGGUUGUCCUCGCGCAUCUCACUCGAGCUUCGAAAUAGUGAUCGGUUCUAAACUAUGCUGAAAUUUAAUUGAAACUGUAUAAAUGUUAAGCGGCCCGCAAAUCCGCGUCGUGUAAUGAAAAUCAAAGUACAUAAAUAUAAAAUUAAAUGUCGUAAAUAAAAAAAAUAAUACCAUCAGGACGCAUAAAAUAUGUAUAUUUGAAUGUGUGCAACGACGCGACUCGCGAGGCGACAAAGCGAAAUUUAAGAAACGUGCCACAUUAAAUAUUUAAGCAACUCAGAAAGCCGACAAAAGUAUAAGACGGAGAACACAGAGCUUGAUCCAACCAUCAAUGUCAGCCGAGUGAAGCCUAAGGAAGUGACCCCCACCCAGCGCCAAGAUGUACGGACUGCUCCUGGAGAAUCUCUCCGAGUACAUUAAGUCUGUCUACGGCGAGGAGAAAUGGGAGGACAUCCGACGUCAGGCCGGCAUCGAUUCGCCCUCGUUCAGCGUGCAUCAGGUCUACCCCGAGAACCUGCUCCAGAAGUUGGCCAAAAAGGCGCAACAGGUCCUGGGCGUCUCGGAGCGAGAGUUCAUGGACCAGAUGGGCGUCUACUUCGUGGGCUUCGUGGGUCAGUAUGGCUACGAUCGCGUCCUCUCCGUGCUGGGUCGCCACAUGCGCGACUUCCUCAACGGCCUGGACAACCUGCACGAGUACCUGAAGUUCUCUUAUCCGCGGAUGAGAGCCCCCAGCUUCAUCUGCGAGAACGAGACGAAGCAGGGUCUGACCCUGCACUAUCGCUCCAAGCGUCGGGGGUUCGUCUACUACACAAUGGGUCAAAUCCGGGAGGUGGCGCGGUAUUUUUACCACAAGGAGAUGCACAUCGAGCUGGUGCGGGAGGAGAUCCUCUUCGACACGGUCCACGUCACCUUCCAACUGACCUUCGAUAACCGGGCCUUUACCCUGGCAUCCUUGGCGAUGACGCGGGAGGAGAAACACCUGCCCAUCAGCGCACACGUGCUCUUCGAGAUAUUUCCCUUCUGCAUGGUAUUUGGUGCCGACAUGGUAGUGCGCAGUAUCGGAAACUCUUUAAUGGUGAUUUUGCCAGAGCUCUUGGGGAAAAAAAUCACGGCCUGGUUCGAUUUGGUUCGUCCUCUAAUUGCAUUCAAAUUCCAGACUAUACUCAAUCGCACAAAUAACAUAUUUGAGCUGGUGACUGUGGACCCAGUAACGGAGAGAUUCGACGUUCAAAAUGAGGAUUUACUUACCCAUGAAGAUGGCAGUGAGCCGGAGAAGUCUUUGAGAUUGAAAGGUCAAAUGGUUUACAUGGAGAACUGGCGCAUGAUCAUGUUUCUGGGUACCCCCGUAAUGCCCGAUCUGACCUCCCUGAUAACCACUGGCCUGUAUAUCAACGAUCUAUCCAUGCAUGACUUUAGCAGAGAUCUCAUGCUGGCGGGUACUCAACAAUCAGUGGAACUUAAGUUGGCCCUGGAUCAAGAACAGCAGAAGUCCAAGAAACUGGAGGAGUCCAUGAGAUUGUUGGAUGAGGAGAUGAGGAGAACAGAUGAGCUGCUCUAUCAGAUGAUACCCAAACAGGUGGCUGAUCGCCUCCGAAGGGGUGAAAAUCCCAUUGAUACUUGUGAGAUGUUUGAUAGUGUCUCUAUCCUGUUCUCGGACAUCGUUACCUUCACGGAGAUCUGCAGCAGAAUUACUCCCAUGGAGGUGGUGUCCAUGCUGAAUGCCAUGUACUCCAUAUUCGACAAGCUGACGGAGAGGAACUCUGUUUACAAGGUGGAAACCAUUGGGGACGCUUACAUGGUGGUGGCGGGGGCCCCGGAUAAGGAUGCCAAUCACGCCGAGCGAGUCUGUGAUAUGGCCCUGGACAUGGUGGAUGCCAUAACCGAUCUCAAGGAUCCCUCCACGGGCCAGCAUUUGAGGAUACGUGUGGGUGUCCACUCAGGCGCCGUGGUGGCGGGCAUUGUGGGGUUGAAGAUGCCCCGUUAUUGCCUAUUUGGUGACACCGUAAACACCGCCUCUCGAAUGGAGUCCACGAGCAUCGCCAUGAAGGUGCACAUCUCGGAGUCCACGAAGGUUCUCAUCGGUCCCAACUACAAGAUCCUUGAGCGUGGCGAGAUUGAUGUGAAGGGCAAGGGAACCAUGGGCACGUAUUGGCUGGAGGAGCGCGAGAACAGGCUGCCCUUGCAGGUGACGGCGGCUCUGCAGGCUUUUCCGAUCUCCCCGGUUCCGGCACCGACGAACCCCAAGGCCAUAAUGCCGCCGGGAUCCAAGCCGGUGACUCCACUGACGCCCGUUUCCAUAACGAUGGGGGUUGCGAGUCCUGCCCCUGCUGUUCCUACAGUGGAUGUGAUGGCUCCUUCGUCCACCAUAUCCGGUUUGGCUAUUACAGCAGCUGCUGCGGCUCACAUGUCGCUUCACCACCAGGCCGUGGUGGCGGACGGGUUAAGUGGAAACUCAGGCGCUGGGGGAUCGGCGGCAGAUAUGGGACCUUCAGUUUCCGGAGGAGCAGCAGGAGCAACCGGAGGAGCAGGCGCACCUUCCGAUGACCGCAACAGUCGCAUCUACUCACCCGUAACCUUCAAAGAUGUGGCUCGUCGCAGCGUGGCCAACUCCCCAGUGAGAGGCAAUGCAGGCUACUCCCAUGCGGACCAGGAGAAACGUCGCGAAUCUCGUUCGAACUCCACUGGACAUGUGUUUAUGCGAACUCCCUCUGACAUAUUUGGCUCCCUCAUCCUGGACACCGAGGAAUUCCUCGAGGACCUGCAAAUCUCGCGUAGCUCUCUGUCCAACAACAACAACAAUCCGCCCGAUUGUGGCUUCAGUCAAACUCCGCCAUUCCGAAUUGGCAGUGCACCACCAAAACCGAGGCCCAGUAAUCCGGAUAAGUUCACGCCGGAGGAACUGGCCGCCAUGGAUCAGCUGACGCCGCCUUCGACAGCCCCGGCCAGAGAAACGGCCACCUGCAGCAGUGCAUCCUUGGAUCGCGACAAGGCCACAAAGCUCAAAAAAAUUACCUUCUCCAACAGCAGCAGCCUGGAUGCAACUACUCCCACUGCGGUGGCUGCCAAGGUGUGUCCCAUGCGUUCGAAGUCGCCACCAAUGACGCAACCACCGGCGGUCCAGAUGGUCCAGGCAAGUACCAGCAAGAGUGACACCAACCGACCGGGCUCCAAGGACUCGGUCUCGUCCAUUUCCCUGCACUCACCUCCUCCACAUCGAUCCAAUUCGGCGCCAGCUAGACCCCAUUCGAUGUCCAAGGCGGCGCGAAAGGCCUUCCUGGCCGCCAAGCAGACCAAGGCCAUGGAAAAGCUGGACAAGAUGAUCGAGGAGGUUCAUGAAGUGGAGUCCCAGUCGGCGACAAAGGCGGCCAACAUGCGGCUUGCCCUCUUUGGACAUGAUGGGGGUGGUGGCGACAUGGCCGCCGGUGGUUGUCCACUUUUCCUCCCACCACCGCCUCAGCAGCAACAGCGCCUCAUGCCCAUGCCCAGCUCCAUCUCGGACUCCGGCCUCUGCAGUCAUGGCCAUAGCCAUGCGCCCAGCUGCCAUCACCUGGAGCCGAAGAUGACCAACAGCCAGAGUUUCCAGCACUCUCCACGAGGUGGGAUAACCCAUCAGUGCUGCAGCGGCUUCGGACACGGAAAUGGACGUCACUCGCACCGGAUGCACUCGAACGCCUGCCGAAUUCUGUAGAGGAUCCAGCAGGCAGCACCACCACAUCAUCCAUAUCAUGUAUACUGACUCUGAUUCUGCUCACUGUUCCCGAUGCUUUUCGGUGUAUUUACGAUAACUAGUCAGCAAUUAUUAGGAUUUAGUUAGUUGUUGAAUCUCAUAGUGUAUAGCCUAGAAUAGUUAAAGAAUGUACCUAUAUGUUAUGUAUACCCAGACUAUAGCUAGUCAAGCAGGGCUUUAAAACUCGGCAAAUCAGUGUCUAAAUAUGCUAAGAAUCUGUAUAAACUGUUGGCACUCUAUAUACCAUAUACUUGUGUGCUUUAAUCAAAAGAUUUCAAAUUUCUUGACCUCUAAAUAUGACAAUACCAACAGGAAUCCAACUACAAAGGGAAGACAUUUUCCCUACAUUUUCAUGAAACCACCUGAGGCAGAGUUUGCUCACAAAAUAAACUAAACCUAUUAUAUAUGUAUUAUAAAAUCUCUAUAUAUUUGUAGUAGUUAAAUGGUUAAGUAGAUUUUAUGUGGACACGAAUACUAAAUAAAUAUUUCCAAAAGAAUUCAGAGUUGCAUAUUUUCUAAAUGUUUUAUCUAAAGGUCCAACAAACUCGUUGCUUGCGAUUUGUUAACGCUAUCAAAAUCUAAAAGCUCAGAAAAUUAAAUAAAUAUUCCAUAAAAUAUCUACUUCCUCAAUUGAAUUUCUAUAUGAUUCAGUGGUUUCGUUUAAAAUACAUUUAUUUUUGCAUUUCAGAAAAUGGUACAUCCAUUAAAAUUAAGAGAUCUUAGGUUGACGUUUUCAGAACUAUAAAUCAGCAAGAUUUAUAUCUUUCUUUUUAGUAGUUUCAAAAUAAAUGCAUUCACUUUGUUUCUUCUUUAAACCAAGUGCAUAUAGGACUGUGAGAAGUGAGACA